Molecule: messenger RNA, 1753 nt
Organism: Helianthus annuus (common sunflower)
Lineage: Eukaryota; Viridiplantae; Streptophyta; Magnoliopsida; Asterales; Asteraceae
Product: cytochrome P450 81Q32
Exons: 2
Coding region: 95-1615 (506 amino acids)
Molecular function (GO): oxidoreductase activity, acting on paired donors, with incorporation or reduction of molecular oxygen; iron ion binding; heme binding
Source: RefSeq, a predicted model, not a curated record
UUGUCAAACUUUCGUUGUACAUUCUAGUAUCAAUAUAUAUCUAUGUAUGUGACCAUAUACAUUGCAAGAACACCAAGAGACACACACUAAGAUCAUGGAUGAAACUCAUCUUUUCUUCAUUUCUUUUUUCUGUUUGCUUCCUCUCAUAUAUCUUGUCAAAUUUCUUACACACCAAAAGGGGAAAAACCUUCCACCAAGUCCACCUUCUAUCCCAAUAAUUGGCCAUCUUCAUCUUAUCAAUGGACAUGCUCAUAGAGUGUUACAACACCUUUCUUCCAAGUAUGGUCCUAUCAUGGCUCUACGGUUCGGCUCACGUCCUGUCGUUUUCAUAACCUCACCAUCAGCAGUCGAAGAAUGUUUCACUAAAAACGAUAUUGUUUUAGCCAAUAGACCACUUCUACUAAGUGGCGAGUAUCUCGACUACAACCAGUCCACAGUUGGGGCUGCACCGUAUGGUCAACUUUGGAGAGAUCUUCGUCGCAUUAUGACCCUUGAACUUUUCUCAACAGCUCGACUAAAAUCUUACACUGGUGUCCGAGAAGAUGAAGUUAGAUCAUUGAUCAAGAAUCUUUAUCGAGAUUCUUUUCAAAAUUUUACAAAAGUAGAAAUGAGGUCCAGAAUUCAAGGGUUAUCAUUUAACAUAGUCAUGAAAAUGAUUGCUGACAAACGGUUCUAUGGGUCUGGCAUAGAGGACCUUGAGGAGGCUAGUCGAUUUAGGGAUGUAAUAAGGGAUGUUUUUGAGGUCAGUGGUGCAUCAAAUCCUGGAGAUUUCAUUCCAUUUUUAAAAUGGAUAGAUUUUCAGGGUUUCGAGAAGAGGUUAAUGAAACUGCAUAAGAAAUGCGAUAGGUUUUCGCAGAAAUUGAUAGAUGAUAUUAGGACUAAACGGUGUGGUUCUUCGUCGGAUGAAGGAAAUGACAUGACAUUCAUAGAUGCUAUGCUUUCUUUGCAGGAAUCAGAACCAGCAUACUACACUGAUGAUAUAAUCAAAGGCAAUAUAUUGACAUUGCUACAAGCGGGGACAGACACUUCAUCCGUAACUAUAGAGUGGGCUAUGGCGCUUUUACUUAAUCAUCCUGAAGUAUUAGAGAGAGCUAGAACAGAACUUGAUAAUUAUAUUGGACAAGAACGUAUGGUGGAAGAGGCUGAUCUUACCAAUUUACCAUACAUCCAAUGCAUCAUCAAUGAAACAUUAAGACUAUUCCCGGCAGGGCCGUUGUUAGUGCCACAUGAGCCAUCACAAGAUUGCACCAUUGGAGGGUUCGAUGUGGCUCGCGGCACCAUGGUGUUGGUUAAUGCAUGGGCCAUCCAUAGGGACCCAAUUGUUUGGGAUGACUCAUUAAGUUUCAAGCCAGAGAGGUUUGAGAAUAUGGCAAACGAGGGGUAUCGUUUUAUACCGUUUGGUAUGGGUCGUCGACAAUGUCCUGGAUCAAGUCUAGCAAAUCGAGUUAUGGGGUUAGCUUUGGCAUCUUUGAUUCAGUGCUUUGAAUGGGAAAGGGUUAGUAAUGAGUUGGUGCGUUUGUUAGAAGGAAAAGGUCUAACCAUGCCGAUAGAUGAGCCAUUGGAGGCAAUGUGUAGAGUACGACAGAGAAUGGGUCAUAUUCUGAAAGAAAUAUGAGACUUAUCUCAUAAAUAAAAAAAUUCAUAUAGUUAAAAUCACUUGCAUCAUUUGCCCAUAACAUGUGGGUAUGUAUGAAGUCUUGUCAUGAAAGCUGGUUCAUUCAACUCUAUUAUAAUAUAAUAUUAUUUUGAUGUA